This is a messenger RNA of Hydra vulgaris (swiftwater hydra), 379 nucleotides long. The record is from RefSeq and is a predicted model, not a curated record. Lineage: Eukaryota; Metazoa; Cnidaria; Hydrozoa; Anthoathecata; Hydridae.
GUACAGAAACCAAACCAAAAUGAGAACUGUCGUAUUUUUCAUUUUAGUAUCUAUUUUUUUGGUUGCUUUAAAGCCUACCGGUACUCAAGCUCAAAUUGUUGAUUGCUGGGAGACUUGGAGUCGAUGCACGAAAUGGAGUCAGGGUGGAACAGGUACUUUGUGGAAAAGCUGCAAUGAUCGUUGUAAAGAGCUCGGGCGUAAACGUGGCCAGUGUGAAGAAAAGCCUUCGCGUUGUCCUUUAUCGAAGAAAGCAUGGACUUGCAUCUGUUACUAAAAUUUAUCAACCAGAUCAAAAAUCUGCGUACGCCUUAACCUAAACAUAAUUUUAGUCGAAACACAUUUUUCCACAAUCAUAAUAAAAUAUUGCUUUUAUGUGAAA